Mollisia scopiformis is the source of this 1327-nucleotide messenger RNA. RefSeq lists its product as uncharacterized. Bases 137 to 1327 code for a protein of 396 amino acids. The transcript is spliced from 3 exons. The record is from RefSeq and is a predicted model, not a curated record. NCBI's taxonomy places the organism in Eukaryota, Fungi, Ascomycota, Leotiomycetes, Helotiales, Mollisiaceae.
CCGCUAUCCUCAUAUUUAGCAAAGCGAAUACAAGCAACAAGAUAUUCUGCACAUCUCUAUCUCAAGUCAUAAGUCAAACAAAAAUAUAUCAAGAUAUCAAUAUCGCAGCCUCGAACAUACACAUCCAACAAACAGCAUGGCAAUCACCCCUCUGGUCCCCGGCUUAUCUGCCAGUAUCCUCAUCAACGGUGUUCCUGCCCCCGAGCUCACUGAUCCCGAACCCCAAAUCCCCUCACCUACGCACCCGAACCCCAAAGUAUCCGCUUAUCAACAGGCUCAUACGGUCACUUCUUACAUAAAAUGCACGGCCAACACGCGCUUCUCCAUUCUUCUCACCGUCGAGGAACCUAUCCGCACGGAGUUCGCAGGUAUUCGACGAAUGAAAUGGGCUAAGCUAGGGUUUGAGAUCACAAUUGAUGGGAACAAAGUGCCGACAGAGAAAUGCACCCGGCCGUGGUUUAACAAGAAUCCGCAAAAGGAGACUUGGAAGUGCAUUGUUAAGGGCGUGAAAGUUGGAAAGGGAAAGUCAUGUUUCAUCCGGGAAUUCGAAUUCUUGAAGGUCGAGACGAGUGAGUUCUUUCUUCCUGAGAAAAAAGAUGAGAUUGGUAACAGAAGCGUAGAUAGCGAAAGGAUUGAGAAGGCCGAGAUUGAGCGUAUGCGCCAAUGCAUGCAAGACAUCGGAAUAAUCGAAAUCAAAGCUUAUGCAGAGAACUAUGGCAAGAAGGGUGGCGAUAUGGAGGAUACGACCGAGGAUUUCCUUGACGAGGACCAAGAGGAGAUCCACGAGAAAGCAUUGAAAGGUGAGGCGAAAGAUCACGGCACUGGAUUGAGGCGGGCGAGGAAAGUUGCUAGAGGCGAGUUCUGGCGAACCGAGAAGAUAGAUGGAGAGGACUACCCGCUUGCUAUCUUUAAAUUCAUCUACCGUAGCGAAGAGGCACUUAAGCAAAUGCUCAUCAUCCCACGGACCCCUUCACCAUCUCCAAGCCCAGAAUCCGACGAAGAGGGCGAGGAGCAGGAGGAUGAGGAGGUGGACGAACUCACUCCAGCUCAGAAGCGCGUAAUCCAAAGCUUACGCAAGGAGAUGCUGAAGGGAAACCGUACACGCAACGUUGCAAGCAGCAGUCGAAGUACACCAGGAAGAGGAACACUAGGAGGGAACAGGGUUUCGAAAGUCAAGAAGGAGCAAACGAGUGACAAGCUCAAUCCUCCGAGGAAGUCACAACAAUCGACUCGGAGACGCAAAGAGAGAGGUGGUAAGGCAGUGGUUAUUGAUCUGGUGACGGACAGUGAGAAUGAGGAUGACGAGUCACUAUUCGCGCAACAAUAG